GGCCGGACGUGACGCAGGGAGAGUUCCGGCUUCGGCCUCCGCCACAGCCUCCGCUGCUACAGCCGUCGGCGUUGCUACCGCUACCGCAACCGCGGCUUGUUAUUCCUAAAAUGGCGCCGCUAGACCUGGACAAGUAUGUGGAGAUAGCGCGGCUGUGCAAGUACCUGCCAGAGAACGACCUGAAGCGGCUAUGUGACUAUGUGUGUGAUCUUCUCUUAGAGGAAUCCAACGUUCAGCCUGUGUCAACCCCAGUGACAGUGUGUGGGGACAUACACGGACAGUUUUAUGACCUUUGUGAACUAUUCAGAACUGGAGGUCAGGUUCCUGACACAAACUACAUAUUUAUGGGUGAUUUUGUAGACAGAGGUUACUAUAGUUUGGAGACCUUCACUUAUCUUCUUGCACUAAAGGCUAAAUGGCCUGACCGUAUUACACUUUUACGAGGAAAUCAUGAAAGUAGACAGAUAACACAGGUGUAUGGAUUUUAUGAUGAGUGCCAAACCAAAUAUGGAAAUGCUAAUGCUUGGAGAUACUGUACCAAAGUUUUUGACAUGCUCACAGUAGCAGCUUUAAUAGAUGAGCAGAUUUUGUGUGUUCAUGGUGGUUUAUCUCCUGAUAUCAAAACACUGGAUCAAAUUCGAACCAUUGAACGGAACCAAGAAAUUCCUCAUAAAGGAGCAUUUUGUGACCUGGUUUGGUCAGAUCCUGAAGAUGUGGAUACUUGGGCAAUCAGUCCUCGAGGAGCAGGUUGGCUUUUUGGAGCAAAGGUCACAAAUGAGUUUGUUCAUAUCAACAACUUAAAACUCAUCUGCAGAGCACAUCAGCUUGUGCACGAAGGCUAUAAGUUUAUGUUUGACGAGAAGCUGGUCACAGUGUGGUCUGCUCCUAACUACUGCUAUCGUUGUGGAAAUAUUGCUUCCAUCAUGGUCUUCAAAGACGUGAAUACAAGAGAACCAAAGUUAUUCCGGGCAGUUCCAGAUUCAGAACGUGUUAUUCCUCCAAGAACGACGACGCCGUAUUUCCUUUGAGGCCUUCACCCAUCCUGCUGACCCAUUUUUCUGCCCCCUUCUUACCCCAACUUUCUUGUAUCCCCCUAUGAUAUACUUUUUAUUGAGCACUUUGCUGCUGAAAUGCUGCCUCUUGCCUUUUUUUUUUAAUUUUAAAUUAUCUAAAUUUAUUGUUUGUCAUGGUGUCUAUAGUAAUGUUUUUCUAUCAGUUUUCUUCCCCCAUCUCAUCCCCACCUUGGACUCAUUUGAGAAGACUUGAAAAAUGUCUUAAAACUCACACUGCUGCAUGUACCUCUUGCUUAUUUACUAGUCUGAGGAAACAGAAUGUGUUUCCUUUUUUAAAAAAACUAAUUGACAAUUACACCGAAAUACUCCUCUUUUUGUAUCAUUCAGCCUUUGUUUUAGUUUGGUAAGUUUUAAGAAAUUUCAGCAGCAAAGUUGUUAUUCAGUGGGCAUGAUGGACUAGAGAUGCCUUGAGUUAUGUAUACCUGCCCCAGCUGUAAACUUCAUUGUCCUUUGUUGGAUGAUAUUUUAAAAGGAUAUAAAAUAAAUUGGUCUAAAGGGCUGCCCUCCUUGUUGUGUUUUUAAAUUUAGUUAAAACUGCUACAGCUUAUGACUUUGUACAUUAUGAAAAUUGUAUUGAUCUUUUUUCAGAUUCCUUGUAUUUUUUAAUAAAAUAAUCUUAAAACCCAGAUAGGUUAAGUGUUAGAACUUUUAAACAGCUUACAUUGUUAUCUUAAAGUUACUCCUUUUUCUUUUUUUCUCUAAUCAGUUCUUGACCUUUUAGUUAUUAAGUUUAAAAUUUCAGUUGAAAUCCAGUAGUAUUUAUUUUUUAAAAAAUCACUAAACUGUGCCUAAAGAACAUAACUGCCAUAUUAAUGUUUUGGUUUAUAUCCUCUAUAGUAAUAGAAAAACAUUUAAUACUUAUAAUGCUGAUGUGUUCAUUUGUUACCAGUUAAGUGAAAUGUGACUGAUCCGGUUUACAAUCUAUCAUGAAUAUCAUUAAGUAAAAAUAUAUGUACUUUUCAAUAGGAGUCAUUCUUUUCUUGCUGUAACACUUGACCUUAACUUUUAGAAAGUGUUCAUUUUUUAACUGCAACUGGAAAGGUUGAAAAGCCUGGACUUGUAUUUGUGAACUGUAAUCUGAAGCAGAUUAUUUGAAGUGUAGAAAGAAACAGACUUCUUUUUUUUGUAAAAGUCUGUGAUACCCUAUUUUGGCUUUGUGUAAUUUGAAUAUCCAAAGGGUUGUGAUGAUCAGUUCUUGAUAUGCAAUUGUCCACUUAAUAAGGACAAGUGUUCCAGUAUCUCUUAUGGCUGUAGCCAUAAAAGAUGUUGGAAUGUACCAUUUUGUGAAAUAGUUGGUAUCCCUUCACUACUAUACUUAAUUUUUGUCAUCCCAGGAAAUCUGUGUGAAGCCAGCCAAUUAAUAAAGCACUUUAGCAUCUGUUCAGGUAGUUUUGAAACCAACUUUUCCCCUUCGGGAUAAAAACUUCCAGGUUACCUAAAAAUGCAAUAAAAUUGUAGUCUAAGCUUCUUGGCCCAUAAUUUUUCAUCAGGGUUUUCUUUUACUGAAUGAGCACAAUACUGUUUUGAUUUUAUUUUUCCCCAACCACUGAGCUCCUUGUACAGCUUUUAAUUGUAUAGCUAUGUGAAAGAAGCGGCUGAGAUUGCUGCAUACACUUGAACUAAUGUUGGGUCUGUAGCUCUGUGUUGCUGCCUUGACCGCAGUGUAAUUCAGGUGGAAAGGUAUUUGUAUCUCACAGGGAUUUGUAGCUAUGUAUUUUACUAAUUGUGAAACACUGGAAACUAAUGAUGCAGACAACUUGAUGUGGUCUUGGAACAGCUCUCUGCAGUAUUUGUUUUCCUAUUACCAUAAAUUGUAUUUAAGUGCUUGCCCGUCACUACUUUUGAGUUGUAGGAAUAAACCAGAAACCCUCAGGCCUGUCUUUCCAUUUGACACUCCUUCGCUUAGGUUUAUGUGACUGUUUUCAUUCUCCCUAUAAUGUGACUUUUUUUUUUUUUUUUGAUACCAGAGAUUGAACUCGGGACCUUGCACUUGUGAGGCAGGCACCAGAACCACUGAGCUAAAUCCCUGGCCCUCUUGUUUUAUAUUUUUAAAGUCAUAGCAGACUGCAUUUGUUUGUCACUAACUGGGCAUGUGCCAAUAAUCUGCCCACUCCUUAACUGCCAUCUCUCUUUUGCUUGAUUUCUCUUCAACUGAAUAAUGGCUUUUUGCAUGGAAAGAAAAUAGUUUUUACUAUUUAGAUAUGUAAAGGGAAGAGAGAGUGAAUGUAUUGGACUUUGUAAGCCUAAAAGGAAUAUUUGAAUCCCUCUAAUAAGGGCUAUGUAUUACAUAGAGAAAUCACGUGGUGGGAGAUACUUCCAAGUCAUAGAUUUGUAGGAGGAGGAUCUGUUACUCCCUGUAUCUAGGCUGAAUGUAAAUUCCCUUAUGUUGUAUUAAUGGGGGUAAGAACUAUUUUUAUUUGUCUACAAUAUACUUGGUUUCUAAUAAAAUGUCUUGGGCUCUAGUGAGAACUGUCUACUUUGAAUUGCCAUUUACUCCCUUUUCUUUUUGGCUGAAUUGCUCUUGGCUAGCUUUUGUAGGUUACUGUAUCACCUUGACAAAUCUCACUCCUUUAAAUGUCUUUGGGUGUGAUCCUGCCAAGCCUGGAUCAAGAGUACAUCUAAUGUGCAACCUGCGCCAAUCAGCUCCUAUUCUAUCUGGAUGUCUAGAACUGUUGGAAGAGUUUGAUGUCUUAAACCUUGAGUUUUUCUUUUGAAAUAAGGUUCGAAAUAUUGUUGAUUGCAUUGAGAUAUGUGUGUGUUUUUUGCUUUGUAAACCCAGCACCAGGUUUUGGAAAAUGCCUAUAUUGUGAAAGCAAAUCAGGACUCUUUCUGAGCCUCUGUCAUUGUCGGAAAUAGAUUUCGCUUUCCGUCAGCUUCCAGAAAAUUGUCAGAUUUAACAGCAAGAAUCCAGAUUUUUAAAUGUAAUUGUUUUUUAAAUGCUAAUGUUUGUAAAGCACCUUCAGUUCUUUGGAUGAAAGGUGCUAUAUUCCCUCUGUAAAUUAAUAAAAAGAUUAUAGGAAGUUUGUCAAAAAUAAUUUCAUCUAAUGCAUAGUCUGUAGUAUGUCCUGACAAGAAGUUAGCAUUUUAUGUAACGAAGAUUAAAAAAUGCUUAUUCCUUCAUGUGGUUGCUUGACUGGUACAGAAAAGUGAAACUUUGUUUUUGUUCUGCAUUUGCCUCUGGGCUGAGUGUUCAGUUCCUUAAAAGCAGUAAAGACCUGGGUCCAGUGCCUAGAGCCCUGCUUCAUAAGGUCAUAACAAUUUUCAGUUGUAUAUGUACAGUGCGCAGUAACGCUGAUGAAUCAUACAGUAAUAAAAAGAACCAGAAAACA
Molecule: messenger RNA, 4402 nt
Organism: Heterocephalus glaber (naked mole-rat)
Lineage: Eukaryota; Metazoa; Chordata; Mammalia; Rodentia; Bathyergidae
Gene: Ppp6c
Product: protein phosphatase 6 catalytic subunit
Molecular function (GO): protein serine/threonine phosphatase activity
Source: RefSeq, a predicted model, not a curated record